Messenger RNA from Clavispora lusitaniae ATCC 42720, 933 nucleotides. RefSeq lists its product as uncharacterized. The record is from RefSeq and is a predicted model, not a curated record. Lineage: Eukaryota; Fungi; Ascomycota; Pichiomycetes; Serinales; Metschnikowiaceae.
AUGCAAUACACAGUUUUCCUUUCCAUGGUCGCCUCUGCUCUCGCAGCUAAGAGUCUUGGUGUUGUCUCUCUUCGCUCAGGCUCCAAAUACCAGUUUGCUGGACUUUUCGAGGAUGACAACUCGAUUCUCGUUUCUGGUGGUGGAACAGAAGCAAAACUUGUUUUGAACGACGACGGCACUUUAGGUGAAACUUCUUCCAACAAGUAUUUGACUGUUGGCGACAAAGGCGCCAUUGUCUUGUCUUCUAAGCCACAAAAGGGAUUUUCCGUUGACGGCCAGUACUUGGAAUACGACGGCAAACAGGAGUUUGCUGUGUGCCCAGACAACAAGCUUUCCUUUGGCGAGGACAUUUGCUCUGGCAGUCUUGGCAUCAGUUUGAGAGUCAUGUCUCAGAAGGAUGCACCAGAAUUCAAGCCUGGCGACUCAGAAACUCCAAGCACCACUACUUCUUCGACUAAGGCCGCAGCCACUACUACAACCAAGACCGAGCCAACCAAGCCUGCUGAGCCUAAAGCUCCAUCUGCCCAAACAGCUGCCAAUGUUGAGCCUGGUAAGAAGUUCGGCAUCAUUGCCAUUGCAUCCGGUUCUCAAGUCCAGAACGCCGCCAUCAAGCAAGUGGACUCUCAUCCUCACGUCUUCUCCGUUGGUGGUAACGAAGGCAACGACUUGACCUUGUCUUUCCAGGACGACAAGACUUCUUUGGUCGACUCCAACGGUAGAGGUGUGAACUUGGACUCCAACACUGGUGAAGUCGGAAGUGUUGCUCCAUUUGGCCGUGCUCCAGCCACUACUGGUUUCUCCAUCGCCGACGGUGAGUUGACUUUUGACAACUCCAAAGACUUCUAUGCAUGCCCAUCUGGUAACGGCUACUCUUUGUCCCACAAGGAGUGUGUCGGUGGUACUGGCAUUGGCUUGAAGGUUAUCUACGCUUAA